Messenger RNA from Varanus komodoensis (Komodo dragon), 501 nucleotides. It is a transcript of the gene EFCAB2, whose product is annotated as EF-hand calcium binding domain 2. The coding region runs from base 1 to 501 and encodes 166 amino acids. Gene Ontology annotation, molecular function: calcium ion binding. The record is from RefSeq and is a predicted model, not a curated record. NCBI's taxonomy places the organism in Eukaryota, Metazoa, Chordata, Lepidosauria, Squamata, Varanidae. The transcript has 7 exons.
AUGGCGACUUCUGAGGACAAGGAAGGAGCUGCGGCGGAGACUGUAAUAGCAGAAACUCAGAAGAAAAUCAUAGAUGCUUUUGAGGUGUUUGACCAUGAAUGUAAUAAAACUGUGGACGUCAGAGAGAUUGGCACAAUCAUUAGGUCACUAGGCUGCUGCCCAAGUGAGGGGGAAUUGCAUGAUAUGCUUGCAGAGGUAGAAGAAGAAGAACCAACUGGAUUUAUUCGUUUGGAAAAGUUUCUUCCUAUGAUGACUAGAGUAUUAAUGGAAAGAAGGUACAGGCCAAUUCCGGAAGAUGUUCUUUUACGUGCAUUUGAGGUUUUAGAUCAGAAUAAAUGUGGACAUCUUACCAAGGAUGAGUUGAUCAAGUAUAUGACAGAAGAAGGUGAGCCUUUCACACAGGAAGAAAUGGAGGAAAUGCUUUCUGCUGCUGUAGAUCCAGAGACAAAUACUGUUCGCUACAAAGACUACAUUUCAAUGAUGGUUGUGGAUGAAAACUAA